AUGGAUACUUUCCACAAGUGGCACCCAAAGGAGUAUUUUUUCGUGAGGAUCAACGACAGAGACAUUUUGAUACGUCAGAUGGCUUUCAAGUACAAAACAAAUCAUCAGCAUGUCAAUUCAGGCCAGUGCUUAUGCAAUCACGAUCAGAAUCUGGCUAUGGGCAGAGGCUGGUUUCUCUAUGAGUACAAGCUGGAAGCAAACCUCAUCUUCUGCUUGACAUACAAGCCAAUUCGGUCUUCCCUUCGUCACUGCCCUAUUAGAGCCAAAACUGUUAAGGAUGUCUAUGAAGGAAAGGAGGUGUAUCCUGGGAACCCCUUAGUAGGAUUGAGGAAGCUGAUUUAUGCUCCUUCCUUAGGCUGUGCCAGCAGUCAUGGAGCUAUAAUCAGAGGGUAUCUUUGUCUUAAGCAUUGUGAUUGUUUCCGAUGA
Messenger RNA from Microthlaspi erraticum, 426 nucleotides. NCBI's taxonomy places the organism in Eukaryota, Viridiplantae, Streptophyta, Magnoliopsida, Brassicales, Brassicaceae. The record is from the annotation of a GenBank genome assembly.